CUUCCAGAGCCUCUUGUGCGUGCUUCACAUGCUUCUACGGUGGCAAUGAUAAAGCGCAAUUAACGAUGUUUCGGUCACUGUUUUGCCUUUCUCUGUGAGCGGUACCAUUCCACAGACUGACAUCUGUAACACGACACGUGACAUUAUCUUGCAUUUACUUUCCACAUUUUUAAGUUAAACAGAGUAUCAGUUAAAAACAAAAGCAUAUCCUAGCUACAGACACGCAUGAAGAAAGUACUAAUUCACGUUCCUACAAGCGUGAAGCACGUUCACCAUCACCACAUGAGCAACCUCCUUCCGAAUCCCGGCCACAGCGUGGGUGCCGGCAGCUGGCGUGUGUCGAAAGGGCUGCAGAACACGGAUGACUGGACAGGACACGUGGUUGGCCACACCUCUGGUGGACCAGGCUAUGGAGACCGGUACAUAAGUAAUGGCUGGCAUGACCAGGGUCACGGCCGCUGGCAUGAAGACCUUGUAUUAGGUAGCAAAAGUAUCGGGGGUGGAAUCAAACAUGCAAGGUUCCUCACACAUUUAACGGGCGCAAGCUCUGAGGACUGGCAGGCUGUGAAAGAACACGAGGUUGAUUUCAAUCGACUAAUUUACGGUAAAAUUCGUAGUCAUGAACGUGGUUUAAAGGGAAGCAGCCAUGAGAAGUGGAAUAAAUUUAGCAACCACGAAGGAAAGUUUAUUACCAAGACGAGACGAUCAGUUGGGCGAAACGAAAGAAAAGGAUAUCUUCAAGAAGACAAGCGUCAAGACGCAAGACUGUUUCAGAGCAGUCAGAGAUACGUUGAACCCAGUGCUGGAGACUGGAACGUUGUGAAGAGCCAGUUAGCAGAUAUACAGCAGAAAAUCUCCCUCGAUCAGCAACCCUCAGAUGGAGGGUCAUAAAGGGAACAGCUACGGCACCUUUGUGAUUAAUAAUGCAAAUGGUCAAUACAUUGCCCGUGAUGGAGGUGAGGUUAAACGCAAGAUUUCAAAUUGGCCAUGAAAAAAGCAGUGACGUGAUUAGAGCUAAAAUUAAACUAACUAGUAAGUUUAUUUUAAAAUUAAAACUUCAGUCAAAUGAAAGAAGGGCAACUUCCCCUUGUUUCCAACUUAUCGUGUAUGUAAGCCUGUAUUUCUAGUACCAAAAUAACAGAUAUAACAUAUUAGGA
Molecule: messenger RNA, 1157 nt
Organism: Zootermopsis nevadensis
Lineage: Eukaryota; Metazoa; Arthropoda; Insecta; Blattodea; Termopsidae
Source: RefSeq, a predicted model, not a curated record